GUCAAUAUAUUAUCUGAUAACGUUUUUAUAUAUUAGUAGUGUUUCUAUAAAAAUCUCAUUUAUUCAGUUCGGUAGUCAAGCUGAAUUUAUAGACAUCAAAAUGAAGUCACAGCUAUUUUGUUGCGCUUUGUUGCUCUUAAGCUACGCUGCGGCCGACGAGGUUUGCACCCCCGACAGCGAGGGUGUGGAGCCAUGCCCCGGCCUGGAGCUGUCCUGCGUCCAGGAAUACUUCCAGAGCCAGGUCGACUGUGACAUCGCCACCGUGGAGAGCAGCAGCAUUGAACUGGGAGCCGUUGACGUCAACCUUCCUUCCUUCCAAAUGAAGGCUGAGCUUCUGUCAACCAAAUUCGACCAGUUGGACGGCGAAAUUGUGGCUUUUACCGUGAACAAGCAGGAGAAUUUGGCCGUGCUGGCCGUCCAGUUCUCCAACGUCACCACCGACACCGUCGGAGUGUUCGAGUACUACCCCACCGGCAAGGAACCCAGAGUAUUCACCCUCACCGGCGAAGAAAUCUACCCUACCCUCACCAUCACCACCUACUUCCAGUUGGAAUCUACUGUUGACAGCUCAGAGGAAUCUUCUGAAGAAUCUUCCACCUCAUCUCCUUCUGAAGAAGAAUCUUCUUCGUCUUCUUCUUCGGAAGAAUCUUCUUCUACUGAGGAAGAGUCUUCCUCUGAUUCUGAGGAGUCCUCUACUGAUGAAUCUUCCUCUACUGAUGAAUCCUCUUCAUCCUCCUCUUCCUCUUCUUCUUCCUCCGAAGAAGAAACCGCCAAGCCUCUGCCGCUGUCCACCGCCAGACACUUUGUCUCCUGGGGCUCAGACCCUGCUGUUGAAUUCGGUGGCGACUGUCUCGACACUCAAGACGAGGUUCUGUCCGCCGUUCUGGCUGACUUCCAGGCUAGACUCGAGAUCGGUCUGAGGGAGUCCUGGGUGACCCGCGGCACCCCCGUCGCCGAGUACUACAUCCAGAACAACAUCUGCAAAUACAAACAAUAAAUCGAUAUAGGAUUGACAAUAAAAUAGUUGAUAAAUUAUAA
Plutella xylostella (diamondback moth) is the source of this 1038-nucleotide messenger RNA. RefSeq lists its product as uncharacterized. NCBI's taxonomy places the organism in Eukaryota, Metazoa, Arthropoda, Insecta, Lepidoptera, Plutellidae. The record is from RefSeq and is a predicted model, not a curated record.